AUGAAUCAGCAACAACUUACUGCUCUUGCGACGAUUGUGCUGAUUCUUCUUUAUAAUCAGACUCAACAACAACAGACCUUUGCUUUUUACGUCCUUUAUGAGGCAUGGUUGGCUGAUUAUGCGCUUGUACUUAAUGCACUUAUCAAUAGAAGAAGAGCUCGACGAAGAUUUCAUAGGAUGAGAAUUGCACCGUACGCUUGGAGGAUAAAUCGCCCUCAAGAAUCAUGCUUUGAUGUAUACUAUAAUGAUUUAACAGUUCCAGAUAGCACCUUCAAAGAAUUAUUACGAGUUAACCGUGCAACUUUUGAUGUUAUUUUGAAUAUCCUUGGACCUAGACUACAAAGACAGAACUCAAUAUUCAGAGACUGUAUUCCACCAAGUACAGUACUGGCUAUUGGAAUAUAUCGAUUGGCACACGGGAAUUCAUAUGUCAGUAUUGCUCCUGCAUUCUGCGUUGGACGAACAACGGUCAUCGAAGCAGUCCAAGAUGUAGUGAACUCUCUCUAUGACAUUAGAAAAGAAUACAUAAAAUUUCCCGAAACUGUUGCUGAAGUUCAGGCGUCAAUCGAAACAUUUACUGAUCUCAGCGAUUUGCCAAACAUUGUAGGAGCGAUCGAUGGCUCUCACAUACGAAUAAGAGCACCAGCAGAAAGCUCAGCAGACUAUUUUAGCAGAUACCAGCAACAUGACUUUAUCAUCCAAGGCAUUGUAAACGGCAGACGAUUAUUCAUAGAUUUUGCGUGCGGUUUUCCGGGGAGCAUGCAUGAUUCACGUGUACGUCGAUGUAGUGAUGUCUAUAGAAAUGCCGAGAAUCGAAAUAUUCUUACUGAGCCAGUUGAGAAUAUAAACGGAGAAGAAAUUGGUCCUUAUUUGGUUGGAGAUAGUGCCUAUACCUUAGGUCCAUGGCUUAUCAAACCUUACCCCGAAGGAACAAGAGACCCUGAUGAGAUUUUGUUUAACAAAAAUUUAUCUUCUGCUCGUAUUCAGGUAGAGUGCGCGUUUGGCAUUCUUAAAAGUCGUUGGAGAAUUCUGCAGAAUCGUUUUGACAGUAGAAUUGCUUUUGCUAUUAAAUGUACAGUAGCCUGUGCUGUGCUACAUAAUAUUUGUAUCCAAAAUGGUGACGACUGGGAUGAAGAAUUUGAGCAUGAUGAUGCAAACUAUCAAAGUCCAGGAGCAAAUGUUCUACGAGAUGGAGAAGACAUAAGGGAAAAAUUAAAGGACUAUUUAGCAAAUAUUUAA
Molecule: messenger RNA, 1239 nt
Organism: Exaiptasia diaphana
Lineage: Eukaryota; Metazoa; Cnidaria; Anthozoa; Actiniaria; Aiptasiidae
Product: protein ANTAGONIST OF LIKE HETEROCHROMATIN PROTEIN 1-like
Exons: 1
Coding region: 1-1239 (412 amino acids)
Source: RefSeq, a predicted model, not a curated record